CAAUAUUGUGGAAACAAAAACUAAAAACAACACCUUCCAUGAAAUUUCAUUUCAAAAUAUUAGAAUUCCUCAACUCCAUUCCAUCCACUAGUCAACGAGACCUCUGCUACCCACCGCCUCUUCUUCAACACCUUCCCCACCAUCUUCUCUGCAUCCCUUAAUGCAGUCUCCAACACAAAGGGAAUGGAGAAAGGAUCUUCCCCAACCAAGAGAUGAGCCUUUUUAGCUGAACCUCCCUCCCAGCUUGCAUUUUUGUUCAUGGUGAAGAGGUUUGGAGCCAAUAGUCAUUGAGCAUCCAAGGACCCUCUCUCUGAUUUUCUUGGAUUCCAAACUCCCUGGUAAUUUUGGUUCAAGCCAUCCAAAAAUGGCUUCUUCCAGCACCCGUAGAGCCUCUUCUGCUACUUCUAUUUCUCGUAAUUAUGAUGUGUUCUUGAGUUUUAGAGGUGGUGACACUCGCAAAAAUUUCACUGAUCAUCUGUAUACCACUUUGACUGCAUAUGGGAUUCAUUCUUUCAAAGAUGAUGAAGAACUUGAGAAAGGGGGAGAUAUUGCAUCUGAUCUCUUAAGAGCUAUAGAAGAAUCGAGGAUUUUUAUUAUUAUUUUCUCAAAAAAUUAUGCUUACUCCAGAUGGUGUUUAAAUGAACUUGUAAAGAUCAUUGAACGCAAGAGCCAAAAGGAAUCACUGGUUCUACCAAUUUUCUACCAUGUGGAUCCAUCUGAUGUACGAAACCAAAAGGGAAGUUUCGGAGACGCACUUGCCUGCCAUGAAAGAGAUGCAAAUCAAGAAAAGAAAGAGAUGGUACAAAAGUGGAGGAUUGCCUUGAGAAAAGCAGCUAAUCUAUGUGGAUGCCAUGUGGAUGACCAGUAUGAGACUGAGGUUGUCAAAGAAAUUGUUAAUACAAUCAUUAGAAGAUUAAACCAUCAACCUUUAAGUGUGGGAAAGAACAUAGUUAGUGUUCAUUUGGAAAAAUUGAAAUCAUUGAUGAACACUAACUUGAAUAAGGUUAGCGUGGUUGGGAUAUGUGGAAUUGGUGGGGUUGGUAAGACUACUAUCGCUAAGGCUAUUUAUAAUGAGAUCUCAUAUCAAUAUGAUGGUAGUAGCUUUCUUAAAAAUAUCAGAGAGAGAUCCAAAGGUGAUAUACUUCAAUUACAACAAGAACUUCUUCAUGGUAUCCUAAAGGGGAAAAAUUUUAAAGUAAACAAUAUUGAUGAAGGAAUUAGUAUGAUAAAGAGGUGUCUCAGCUCCAAUAGAGUUCUUGUUAUUUUUGACGAUGUAGACGAGUUGAAGCAACUAGAAUAUCUGGCUGAAGAGAAGGAUUGGUUUGAGGCCAAAAGUACAAUCAUCAUUACAUCUAGAGACAAACAAGUGCUUGCUCAAUAUGGAGUAGAUAUAUCAUACGAGGUUUCAAAAUUAAAUAAGAAAGAAGCUAUUGAAGUCUUUAGUUUGUGGGCCUUUCAACACAAUCUUCCCAAAGAAGUUUAUAAAAACCUCUCAUACAAUAUCAUAGAUUAUGCUAAUGGCCUUCCAUUAGCACUUAAAGUUUUAGGUGGGUCUCUUUUUGGAAAGACAAGAAGUGAAUGGGAAAGUGCAUUGUGUAAGCUAAAAACAAUACCCCACAUGGAAAUUCACAAUGUGCUUAGAAUAAGUUUUGAUGGACUUGAUGAUGUAGACAAGGGAAUAUUUUUGGAUGUUGCAUGUUUUUUCAAAGGGAAUGACAAAGAUUAUGUGUCAAGAAUAUUGGGUCCUUAUGCAGAGUAUGGAAUAACAACUCUAGAUGAUAGAUGCCUCUUAACCAUUUCAAAAAACAUGCUAGAUAUGCAUGAUUUAAUACAACAGAUGGGUUGGGAAAUUAUUCGUCAAGAAUGUCUUGAAAACCUUGGAAGAAGGAGUAGAUUGUGGGAUUCUGAUGCCUAUCAUGUGCUAACAAGAAAUAUGUCUUAUAUUUUUCAGGGGGCACAAGCAAUUGAAGGACUAUUCCUAGAUAGAUGUAAAUUUAAUCCAUCACAUCUGAAUAGAGAAUCUUUCAAAGAGAUGAAUAGACUUAGAUUGCUUAAAAUCCGUAGCUAUGGACCCGCAUUUCUCACGUGCGCCCCCACUCGAUCAGCGAGACUCGCUUUUAUUUGGUGA
Molecule: messenger RNA, 2128 nt
Organism: Vitis vinifera (wine grape)
Lineage: Eukaryota; Viridiplantae; Streptophyta; Magnoliopsida; Vitales; Vitaceae
Product: disease resistance protein RUN1-like
Exons: 4
Coding region: 365-2128 (587 amino acids)
Biological process (GO): signal transduction; defense response
Molecular function (GO): ADP binding; ATP hydrolysis activity
Source: RefSeq, a predicted model, not a curated record